AUGGCCGCCUCUCAUCUGUUCGUGUGCAUCAUCUUGUGCACCUACUACUCCGUCGCUCAUGGAGGCGACGACGAGCAUGGCUUUGUAACGGUGCUGACCAGCCGGUCUUUUCAGCCAGAAGCAGCAGAAUGCUCGACAACAAGAGUGAACCUAGAGCCGAGCCGGGCCACGGUGUCCCUGCCACUAGCGCACUGGCACGGGCCGUGCGCGCCGUUGCAGACCUCUGAAAAGCCAUCCUUCACCGAGAGGCUCCGCCGAAGCCGUGCCCGUGCGAACUACAUCAGGAGCAGAGCGUCCACGGGUACGGUGAGCACGCAAGCAGGCGACGAUGCCAACGUGACCAUCCCGGCUCACCUGGGCGGCUCCGUGGACUCGCUGGAGUACGUGGUCACCAUGGGCUUAGGCACGCCGCCCGUGCCGCAGGUCGUCCUCAUGGACACCGGCAGCGACCUGUCGUGGGUGCAGUGCGCGCCGUGCAACUCCACCGCGUGCUACCCGCAGAAGGACCCCCUGUUCGACCCGAGCAAGUCUUCCUCGUACGCGGCCAUCCCCUGCAGCGCCGGCGCGUGCAGGAACCUCACCGUCGACGACUAUGGCGACGGCUGCGUCACGAGCGGCGGCGCUUCCCAGUGUGCGUUCGCCAUCGAGUACGGGGACGGAUCGCAUACCAGGGGCGUGUACAGCAAGGAGACGCUGACGCUGGCGCCUGGGGUCACCGUCGAGGAUUUCCAUUUCGGCUGCGCCGACGAUCAGGAAGGUUCGAACGACAAGUACGACGGCCUGAUCGGGCUAGGCGGCGCGCCGGAGUCGCUCGUCGUGCAGACCUCUUCGGUCUAUGGCAGCGCCUUCUCGUACUGCCUCCCGGCGCAGAACAGCGAGGCCGGGUUCCUAGCCCUUGGCGGCGCGCCGAGCGCCAACACAUCGGGCUUCCUGUUCACGCCGAUGCGCGUCGAGGAGGCCACGUUUUAUGUGGUGACUCUCACCGGCGUCAGCGUCGGCGGGAAGCAGCUGGACAUACCGCCGGUGGUGUUCUCUCACGGCAUGAUCGUAGACUCCGGCACGGUCAUCACGGAGCUCCCGCACACGGCCUACGCGGCGCUGCGGAGUGCUUUCCGGAGCGCCAUGUCCGCGUACCCGCUCUUGCCGCCGAGCGAAGACCUCGACACAUGCUACAACCUCACCGGCUUCAGCAAUGUCACGGUGCCGACGGUUGCCCUGACGUUCGACGGCGGCGCGACGAUGGACCUCGACGUCCCCAACGGGAUUCUAUUGGAGGGCUGCCUCGCUUUCCAGGAGGCAGGCCCGGACGACUUCCCCGGGAUCCUCGGCAACGUGAACCAGCGUACGUUCGAGGUGCACUACGACGUCAGCCAUGGCAAAGUGGGAUUCCGGGCUGGUGCCUGCUGA
Panicum hallii is the source of this 1407-nucleotide messenger RNA. RefSeq names its product aspartyl protease family protein At5g10770-like. The coding region runs from base 1 to 1407 and encodes 468 amino acids. Lineage: Eukaryota; Viridiplantae; Streptophyta; Magnoliopsida; Poales; Poaceae. The transcript has 2 exons. The record is from RefSeq and is a predicted model, not a curated record. Gene Ontology annotation, biological process: proteolysis. Gene Ontology annotation, molecular function: aspartic-type endopeptidase activity.